Vanrija pseudolonga is the source of this 2028-nucleotide messenger RNA. RefSeq lists its product as uncharacterized. Bases 1 to 2028 code for a protein of 675 amino acids. The transcript is spliced from 2 exons. NCBI's taxonomy places the organism in Eukaryota, Fungi, Basidiomycota, Tremellomycetes, Trichosporonales, Trichosporonaceae. The record is from RefSeq and is a predicted model, not a curated record.
AUGCCGCUAGCCAACGACGUGUACGAGGUCUUCGCGUUCCCACCCGACGCAACUCCCAGCCAGUGGGCUGAUAGCAUCGACUCCCACACUCGCGCUGAGGUCUUUACCAAGGUGCGCGAGCUUGUCGACGCUGGAUCGGACCGUGAAGCACUCUUCUACGUGCUUGACCUGGUCCCAGAGGGCUACAACAAGCUCUCCGCCAUCUCGUUCGGCGUGCCCCUCCAGUCCACCACGACCCUCCGCCUGUUCGACGUUGCCUUUGUGCGACUUUGCUACGACGCCUACUGCCAUUACAAGCUUCCCGAAGACGAUCCUUGCUAUAUCCAGUACCUGCCCCUUGUGACCGGGUUCUCGGUGAACGAGCGCAAGGUCGUCAUGGAGCGCAUUGUCAACAUUAUCGCCACCUACUUCAAAGGCAAGGUCCCGUUUACGUUCCCUCACGUGCGCCAGGUCUACGACCACCUCCACUCAGACCGUCGGUUUUACAUCCACGACGACGCCCCGCUGGCUCGGGACCGAGCACCGCUGUUUGACCUCAAGCCGCUUCUCUCGCCUGGGGUGAUUGACGAAAAGGUUUUCAGGCUGCAGAGGCUUCAGGACAUCGUUCUUGAUCGGUGGGCGCAGCUCAACGGGGGUCCAACGCCUUCGUUCCACGUUCCAACACGCACUGUCUAUGGCGUGCGAGGUUACAACGACUUAAUGCCUGUUGGCCAUGGAGGUGUCAAGGUGUUGGAGGAGUUAGACGACAAAGAAUUACAAGCUAUUGUUCGUUACGCCGGUGACAUCCAGAGGCGGAAUCGCGCCAUUGAGUCCGUCCUGUCCGAGGUGCUGGCCACAAAGGGCGUUGUCCAGAACUACUCUGGUUUGCGCGGCCACGAACUCAACCUUAGCGGCAAGCAGGGGCCCAACAAGAAGGAUAACGGUGACCACAAGAACAAGAUGGGACAGUCGUACGAGGUCGCGGUCGAACUUCGGCACCUCUGGAACGCCGACGAGAGCGCCAGCGAGUACGCUCGUGUAGAUUCUCGCGCUCGCAACGACCCCCGCAUCAGCACCACAUUCGAGGAUUUCAACGACUGGAUCGACGAGCUUGGAGAAAUCCACGAAACGUUGCAGUCUUGGUCGGAAGAGGGCGAUCAGGUUGGCUGCAUCAUAAAUGGCUGCCAUUUCACCCGCGACUCGAUGAAGACCCACGGCCUUUCCCCUGGCUCGUGGUUUAAGACCAACCUCCCCUCACUCGCCCACGAGAAGUUGACGACCACUCGUCUCUUGUGCACUCGCCACUUCCAGCUGGCCACCUACCUGGCUAAGGCCUGGAAUCUGAACGAUCUCCUCAUCCGGAUCUUCCUCGAGGACGACGACGAGCUGCAAAUGAUGGCGCGCUACGGGCAUUGUGCUCAGUCGACGUGCAACAACUACGGCGUCGUCAUGCCGCUGAUGGGGGACCCCCUCCACGUGCUCGGAUGGGUAUGCCGUUCCUGCAACGAGGCGCGGCAGAAGCGCAAGGAGCGACUCGAAAUCUUGGGCAAGAAGGCGUUAUCGCGCGGGGCCCUUCAUCGCCCGCCAGACUCCCUCAAUGACAAUUUGGUUGUUUGUCAGGCCAACGAGACGUGUCUCAACCCCUGCGUCCGCGGCGAGAAACGCUCCGUGUCUCAUGAUUAUGGGCAAUGGGGCUACGUCUGCAAGAAGGACAACAACAUCGUUUCCUGCUGUCGCCAGCAUUUUAUCGACAGCGGUGGCGUAGCUUCUCGCGACGUCGUGACCGUCCUUGGCACAACGAUCGACCGAGCAGUGCUCAAUCGCACCGCGCUAGACCUCUUGCGCCAGUUCAUGCUCAGCAAGGACAGCGAUGCUCUGUGGCGUGAUACUCUCGUCAAGGCACGACACUUGGCGCUGGUGCUCUACAAGCGCCCUGUCACGGUGGGCUUUGCAAGGAUGAUGCUGGUGCGCGCGCUCGAGGAUGCGGACAAAGUGGGCCUUGCUGCGUGGUUUAAAAACCUGGCCGAUGGUGCCGAGCAGGCGAGGUAG